Messenger RNA from Tinamus guttatus (white-throated tinamou), 1020 nucleotides. The record is from RefSeq and is a predicted model, not a curated record. NCBI's taxonomy places the organism in Eukaryota, Metazoa, Chordata, Aves, Tinamiformes, Tinamidae.
AUGGCGGCGCGGGCGCCGCUGCGCAGGAAGCACCGACAGUUGUGUGUGGCUGUUAGGAGUCAGAGCGAUUCCUUAGAGCCGCCGGAGGAGGCUGUGCUGGAGGAGUUCGGCUUCCCCCGAGCCGGGACGGAGACCCGCUGCUACACGAACCACGCGCUCUCCUACGACCAGGCCAAGCGGGUGCCCCGCUGGGUCCUCGAGCACAUCUCAAAGCAGAAGACGCUGGGUGAUGCAGACCGAAGGCACUGUAAAUUCAGACCAGAUCCUAACAUCCCUCUAAUGUUCAGUGCUGUCAAUGAAGACUACAUCGGGAGCGGCUGGUCACGAGGACACAUGGCACCAGCAGGAGAUAACAAGUUUUCAACAAGAGCCAUGGCUGAAACAUUUUAUCUUUCUAACAUUGUGCCUCAGAAUUAUGAAAAUAAUGCUGGAUUUUGGAACAGAAUGGAAAUGUAUUGUCGGGAAUUGACCGAGAGAUUUGAGGAUGUCUGGGUUGUUUCUGGACCCCUGACCUUGCCCGAAACAGGUGGUGAUGGAAAGAAGAGAGUUACUUAUCAGGUAGUGCCGUCCCACCUCUACAAAGUGAUCCUUGCCAGACGGAGCAGAACAACCUCAGAGCCCCUGGUGCUGGGGGCUUUUGUGGUGCCCAAUGAUCCCAUAGGCUUCAGUCACCAGCUGGCUGAGUUUCAAGUAAAUAUUGAAGACCUGGAAAAAAUGUCGGGAUUGGUUUUCUUCCCCCAGGUGGACAAAAUCAAGGAUGUAAAAAAUAUCUGUGAUGUUGAUACCUGUAAACUGAUGGGUUUCAAGGAAUUCACAUUGUAUAUCACUGCUCGGAAAGUGCAAAGCGCUCGCACGUUGCGCCGGUUGGAGAAGGUCAUGGCAGAAUUGAGGGAAGCAGGAAUUGAACCUGACGAAUAUCUCCUAAAGCUUCACAAGAAGAAGGAGGAGGAACUGAUGCAGGAAAAACAAACGGAAGCCAGAGAGGGGAAAGCUGGCUGAGUGCUCGUCCAAAACUUGUUU